Messenger RNA from Polypterus senegalus (gray bichir), 1728 nucleotides. RefSeq names its product Yip1 domain family, member 4 (gene yipf4). The record is from RefSeq and is a predicted model, not a curated record. Lineage: Eukaryota; Metazoa; Chordata; Cladistia; Polypteriformes; Polypteridae. The coding region runs from base 263 to 991 and encodes 242 amino acids. Gene Ontology annotation, cellular component: trans-Golgi network; membrane. The transcript has 6 exons. Gene Ontology annotation, biological process: endoplasmic reticulum to Golgi vesicle-mediated transport; vesicle fusion with Golgi apparatus.
GUCGCCGCUCUCGACGUGUCGUCUUUCCCGACAUGCCCAGCACUUCCUGUUCUGUUUGCUUCUGUUUACGGAGUCGAUUUCUCGUUGCUUUUUCAACAUGGAGUAGGAACUUAGUGCUCGGCACUAAUACACGAAAAGGAAUAGAAAGCAGCCAGAAAGGAGACUGUCCUAGCAACGGAGUCGAUGUCAGCCGCCUUCCUUCAACGGUGAACGCCAAAGGCCGGAGAUAAACAAAGCAGCCUCGCCCGCCCCUUUGGUGACAAUGCAUCAACAGGCGCAGCAUUUCUCGCCGUCAAACGGGGAUUUCACGUUCGUCUCGUCUAACGAGGCAGAAGAUCUUAGUGGCUCAAUUGACUCCCCAGAUGUUAAAGUGCAUAUCAACGGCGACUCCUCCAAAGACACAACUGCAACAACAUUCCUGCGGCAGAGAGGUUAUGGCUGGUUGUUAGAGGUUGAAGAAGAGGACCCAGAAGACAAUAAACCUCUUCUGGAAGAACUUGAUAUUGAUCUCAAAGACAUAUAUUACAAAAUCCGCUGUGUGCUGAUGCCGAUGCCUUCCUUGGGGUUUAACCGACAAGUGGUGAGAGACAACCCAGAUUUUUGGGGGCCUCUGGCUGUGGUCCUUUUCUUCUCAAUGAUAUCCCUAUAUGGCCAAUUCAGAGUUGUGUCCUGGAUCAUAACAAUCUGGAUAUUUGGAUCAUUGACAAUCUUUCUGCUUGCCAGAGUUCUAGGUGGUGAAGUUUCUUAUGGACAGGUUCUUGGGGUUAUUGGCUAUUCCUUGCUCCCACUAAUAGUAAUAUCACCUUUACUCUUGAUAGUUGGAGGAUUUGACGUGCUAUCAACAGUGGUAAAGCUCUUUGGAGUGUUUUGGGCUGCUUAUAGUGCCGCUUCCCUGCUUGUUGGUGAUGAGUUCAAGACCAAGAAACCACUUCUGAUAUACCCCAUUUUUCUCUUGUACAUUUACUUUCUUUCUCUGUACACUGGGGUUUGAACUUUGAUAUGUGGUUUGGAAUUGCGCUUUGAACAACGAUCAUCUUGUGAAGUAGCAUCCUCAAGGACCGUAUGCUAUAAAUGUAGCGUUACAGCCUGGAUGAAUUAUCCACUUUUUCUAUUUGGAAUGGUGUUGGUCCAAAAAAAGGUCGUAAAACAAAUUUGUACAGUUUAUUUAAUUACAAAAUGUAGCCAUGACCUGUACGUAAAUGAAAGUUCUAGGAUUUGUUUAAAACCUCUUACAACUCUGAUGGACAUUUAUGGAUUCUGGACUAAAAGUGUCUUUGCACUAUGCAUUGUACACUGCCAUGCACUACCGAACUUGAGUUUCUCAUCCUCCGAACUAUUGAGUAAUCCCUUUUUUAAAUGAAUGGGUUUGUUCUAUAAAAUGCCUGUGCCAAAAGCAAAGGCUUAUGGUCCUCCAUGUCUUAAAAAGAAUUAUAGCAAUUAAUGAGCUCGGGUUCUCAUUUUUUAAGGCGACAGUUCUGUCACUGAUUAACAGUUUGCAUUUGGUCAUCUUAAUCAUAAAUGUAUACUUAAUAAAAUUCAUUUAAGCUAAUUUAUAUUAUGUAGGGCUUCAAUAUAACUGUAGACUUUGAUAAGGAGAAAAAAGAAUACUCAUAAAAUGGGUGCCUUUUGUUUUCUGUCAUGGCUUGUUAUAUGAAGACAAUAUUUUCAGGGUGUAAAUUUGUAAAAGGCAAGAAAAUAAAUUAAAAAGACACUAUAUUCACUUCUAAA